This is a messenger RNA of Budorcas taxicolor (takin), 3497 nucleotides long. RefSeq names its product TATA-box binding protein associated factor, RNA polymerase I subunit C (gene TAF1C). The record is from RefSeq and is a predicted model, not a curated record. Lineage: Eukaryota; Metazoa; Chordata; Mammalia; Artiodactyla; Bovidae. The transcript is spliced from 15 exons. Gene Ontology annotation, molecular function: protein binding; RNA polymerase I core promoter sequence-specific DNA binding. Gene Ontology annotation, cellular component: fibrillar center. Gene Ontology annotation, biological process: transcription by RNA polymerase I. The coding region runs from base 211 to 3003 and encodes 930 amino acids.
GUUCAUCGCUUCUGUGGGGCUGUCGGGUUGCGGGCUCAAGAGCUAGGGUUCUGCCUUGGGGCUCCCUCGUGGCACGAGGGUCAAGCGAGCGUCACGCGGAGGUCGGUUUCCCCGACGAGCACGGCGCGACGGGAUUACGAGCCCCGGAAGCCGCUGUCCGGUUCAGGUCUCUGAGGAAGGCCAGGGUGACGGUGGCUACUGUUUUUCAAGAUGGACUUCCCCAGCUCCCUCCCACCCUCGUUGUUCAUGACUGGCCCCCUUGGUCAGAGCGAUGUCCCUGACCUGUCGUUCAUGUGCAGCUGGAGAGACGCGCUGACCCUGCCGGCGUUCUCACCCCAAGGCUCUCAGGACAGCGCGCCGCAUGUGGCCAAGGCCCUGCUCUGGGAGCCUGACACGCCUGGGCCCCUGCCCUUGCUGCCUCCUGGUCCCGAUCCCUGGGACCCCGGCCUGACUGCCAAAGAUCUGCUUUUCCGGGGAGGCUACCAGUUCCGGAGACAUCCCCGAGUCGUGCUGGAUGUUACUGAGCAGAUCAGCCGGUUCUUGUGGAACCACGGAGACAUAGCCUUUGCACCCCUGGGGAGGCUACUGCUGGAGAAUUUCAAACUGGAAGGAGCACAUAGCCGCUCUAAGACGAAGACAGUGGUCAGUGUGAAGAGGCUACUCCAGGACCUCGGUGGACACCAGCCCUGGGGCUGUCCCUGGGCUUACCUCAGCCAGCGCCAGCGCCGGUUCUCCAUCCUUGGGGCCCCGAUCCUGAGCACGUCGGUGGCGAGCCUCCUGGGAGAGCUGCUGCACGAGGAGCUGGCCCUGCGCUGGGAGCGGCUGCUCCUGGAUGAUGCCUGCACCGGGGGUGCGCUGGCCUGGGUGCCCGGCAGGACCCCCGGGGCUGGGCAGCUGGUCUACCCCAUGGGCAGUGCCAUGGACACACUGUGUUUCCAGAAGGUCAGUCUGACCCCAGAGAGCGAGCCCCAGGUUCUCAGAGACCCUGGCCGUAUCCAGCUCCGGGGACCUGUCCGGCAGGUGGUGACCCGCAGCGUGCAGGGAGAAGCUCUGCUGGCUGUCCGCUCUGACCACCACUGUGCCCUGUGGAAGGUCAGUACGCAGGGGCAGCCGGCCCCUCUCCAGGUGCUGCAGGUGGACAAGGGGGCCACAGGGAUCAGCCUCAGCCCUCACCUGCCCGGAGAGCUGGUCAUCUGCAGCCGCUCUGGAGCCGUCUGCCUGUGGAGCGCCGAAGACAGGCUGCGGCAAAUCUACAAGGACCCCGAGACCCUGGUGUUCCGGGACCCUUCUCCCUGGCGCUGGGCAGACUUCACCGCCCACCCUCGAGUGCUGACGGUGGGUGACCGCACCGGAGUGAAGAUGGUGGACACUCAGGGCCCGCUGGGCUGUGGUCUGCUGCUUUUUCGUGGAGGGGCAGAGGCGUCGUGCCAGAAAGGAGAGCGAGUCCUGCUCACCCAGCACCUGGGGGAUCUCGGCCCCGAGUCUCUGCACCCCAUGCUCCACCUCGUCUGCACCCAGUUCUCCCUCUACCUGAUGGAUGAGCGCCUCCCCUUGGUGCCCCUGCUCAAGUGGAACCAUGGCCUUCACUCUGCGCCCCUGCUGGCCCGGCUGCUGCCGCCGCCGAGCCCAGGCCUCCCCCAGCCGCUGCUCUUGGCCGGCCAAGGCGGGGAGCUGCAGCUGCUGCACCUCGCAGGAGUGGGGGCCUCCACACCCCGGCUGGCGGGGCUCCCCCAGUCUCUCCCCACCAGGAGCGACUCCCUCUCGGCCUUCCCCCUGCUGGAGCCCAAGAGUCACCGGCGGCUGCAAGAGCGUCUGAAAGCGCCCUCCAUAGGUCUGGCUGCUGCCAUCCCGCCCCCCACCUCCACACCAGUGCUGUCGCUCUUCCAGCUUUCUGCGGCCGGAGAUGUCUUCCACCAGCGCCUCCACCUCCGGGCAGACCCCGGGCCCAAUGCUCGUGCCCCCGCAGCUUCCUGGACACCCCAGGCCGCUGCCUGCUGCAGCCGGUGGCUGGAGGCCCUGCUGGAGGUGCCCCUGGCUCCCCCGGUGUGGGCGGCACCCACCUUCUCCCACCGGCGGCUGCUGGGAGGCUUCGAGCCACAGAAGGUGGAGGGGCCGGUGCCCGAGGGUUUCCGCAGGGCCAUGGCCCAGGGGCGGCUCCUACAGCGGAGAGACCUGGGCUUGCUCCCCCCAGAGGAGCGGCCCCCCGCCCCCGAGCCUGGCCCCGAGGAUGAGCUCAGCGAGCGUCUGGAGGCAGCCUGGGAGUUCGGGGCGGCGGCCUGGUGGGAGAGGCAGCGGGGCGGCCGCGCGGGGCCUGGGAAGCAGCCCAAGCGGCACAAGCGCCGGACUCAGCUGUCCAGCACCUUCUCCUCCCUCAGCGGCCGUGUGGACCUCUCGGACGCCGCCAGCCCCCCGCCCAGCCCAGACCGUACACUGCCCGAGGCCAGGCCCCAGCCCCCAAGGACCCCGCCCUCCCAAGAGCUCACGCAGGAGCCCUGGGCCCAGGGCAUCCCCUCAGAGCGGCAGCAGACCCUCCGGGACUACAUGGCUGAGCUGCCGCUCUGCACGGACACCCCAGGAGGGGCCUCUGCGCUCUCCUCCCAGACCCCCAGUGUCCGGGCCACGCCCUCCAGGCAGCACACCCCCCAGGACAGCAGGAUCCAGCAGCUGCCCCGAGGGGACACCCCAGAGGGCACCACCCUGCUCUCCUCCCAGACCCCCAGCAUCCUGGCCACACGCUCCAGGCAGCACACCCCCCGGGAUGGCAUAGUCCAGCAGCUGCCCCGAGGGGACACCCCAGAGGGCGCCACCCCGCCCUCCUCCCAGACCCCCAGCGUCCUGGCCACACGCUCCAGGCAGCACACCCCCCGGGAUGGCAUAGUCCAGCAGCUGCCCCGAGGGGACACCCCAGAAGGCGCCACCCCGCCCUCCUCCCAGACCCCCAGCGUCCUGGCCACACGCUCCAGCUCUCAGCGGCUCCGGAAGAAGCCCCGCAUGGGCUUCUGAGGCCCGGGGAGGUUGCCAGCGCCCGGAGCCUGCCAUCCUCGAUAAGCUGCGUCUUCCGUGGUUGAGACAGAAAUCAGAGAACAGUUCCCAGGGGGCAGACCUGCUUCUGGAACGCCUUCAUGCGCGGGAGAUGCUCGGAAGCAGAGCAACGUCGGGGGAAGGAGGGCAGCAGUAGUUUUCUCCCAUAGGUCACGGUCUGGGGGCACGUGGCGGAGCCCUGGCAGCCCCGGCCCGAAGGUCGGUGUCGCUGGGAUCCGUUCCAGCUAACAGUGUCGUGCUGGAGGCAGGGGCUGCAGGUGCGCUCGGGCCCCUGGUGACCACGGGGCCAGAGCCCCGGCUCCUCGGUGCUGUGGGUGAUGGUGAAAUGAGCUCCCUGGCCGGCCCGCGCUCGCUGGGUGUCAGUGGUGGUUUGUGGUCAGUGUCUGUGUGAUGCGGUUCCUAGGACAAUCUUAACGUGGAGAGGGAGGCACUUUGGACCCAUGUUAGGGGUUGAA